GGACAUCGAAGAUGUACCUAGAGCGUGGCCUACACGCUGCUGAAGGCACCUUCAAAAGAGGUUUCGCGCCUCGGAGGCGGCGUCUUUCGCUCCUCCAUGAGCGAUCCCUCCUCACCGACCUCUAUGGAUAGCAUGUCGAUUCCUAGCUCUCCUGCUAUGCAUUCCUCGAGCGGAGACGAUGGCGUGGGUCUCUCAAAUCCUCAGAUAUCCAGCAGGAGUCGGGCUAUGCUCGACCUUGUCAACAAGUUGCACGCCAUUGGGAUACGCGCCGAGAUAGAUCUGCCCCAGAUCGCCGUCAUCGGCUCGCAGAGCGCGGGCAAGUCGUCACUCAUUGAGGCCAUAUCGGGCAUCACACUGCCUCGCGCAGCCGGUACAUGUACUCGCUGCCCCACCGAGUGCCUACUCUCGCAUUCCUCAACGCCCUGGCAAUGCAUCGUCACCCUCCGAUUCUGGACGGAUGCCAGAGGUCAGGCGCUCGCCAUGCCCCGUAGCGUCACCUUCGGCACCGCCAUCACGGAGCGGCACCUGGUCGAGGAACGCAUCCGGCGCGCGCAGCGGGCCAUUCUCAACCCCAGUGUCCCGGUCGACCACUUCCUUGCCGAUGACUACGACGCGGACGAGCCUGCCAGUGACACCCAGCUGACGUUCUCGCGGAACUGCAUCGAGCUGAAGAUCAGUGGUCCUGAUGUGGCGGAUCUAUCGUUUAUUGACCUGCCUGGUCUCAUUGCGAGCGUCAGCCGCACCGGGAACACCAGCGAUAUCCAGCUGGUCGAAGCCCUAGUCAAGUCCUAUAUUGAGAAGCCCAGCUGCGUUAUCCUCCUUACUGUCACCUGCGAAACCGAUUUCGAGAAUCAGCCUGCGUAUGGCCUUGCGAAACAGUACGACAGAGACGGCAAGCGCACCGUCGGCGUCCUCACCAAGCCCGACCGCAUCCCCACCGGCGAGGAGACCCGAUGGCUCUCCUUCAUAAAGAACAUCGUCGAGCCUCUCGACAACAAUUGGUUCUGCGUCAAGCAGCCGAGCUCCCAGGACCUCAAGCAGGGCAUCUCGUACAAGCAGGCGCGCGUACGAGAGGACGAGUUCUUCUCGUCGACGCCCCCGUGGACGGAUCUGGAGGCGGUGUACCAGCGCUACCUCCGCACUCCAAAUCUGGUCGAGCGCCUGAGUAAUAUACUUUCAGACUUGAUUUCGAAGAGGCUUCCGGAGAUAUACGAGGAGGUGCAGAGGGGCGUGGAGAGUGCGCGCGAGAGUCUAUCCCAACUGCCCAAGGAACCGUCGAAGGACCCCAUCACGGACAUCACGACGAUCCUACACGCCUUCGCAAUGGACGUCGGCAAGGCCGUGCGCGGUGUGCCCAAGCGAGACGGGCUGCACCAGACGGUCCGUCCCUCGCAGGACAGGUUCCGCAAGGCGAUUCGACAGACGGCGCCGGACUUCCGCCCGUACGAGAGGCGACACCGAGGCAAGCGUGCGUUCAGCAAGCCGACAUUCUUGAAAAACGAAGAUGGGGACGACGAAGAAUCGGACGACGACGGUGGUAGCGACUCGGAUUCGCAGUCGGAUGACGGGUCUUCCUCGUCCAGUUCCCCAAAUAUUCCCGAGACUGCGCGCACGAUCUAUAUCGACGAGGUCAUGAAGCGGGCGAAGAAUGCGCGAUCUCGCGAAUUACCAGGAAAUUACCCCUUCAUCAUACAGGAGGAGUACAUCUCCGACUUCACGAGCAAGUGGGCAGGACCAGCUCAGGCUCUCUGCGACACUGUUUUCUCUCGAAUCAGAUUGCAGGUCGAUCAGCUCGCCUCGAGACAUUUUGGUAGCUACGGGCAGGGAACGCUGGAGCAUCGUGUCAAGGUGAUCUUGCAGGAGCGCCUUAAGCAGCUGCAGGAGCGGACCAAGGAACGCAUCGAUUGGCUUGUCGAGCUGGAGCAGGCGCCGUUCACGCUCAACACGCACUAUCUGCAAGACUACACGGACAAAUUUAUGUCCUAUUACAAAAGCGCCCGCCAGUCCCAGUCAAACGAGGGUCUCAUGGCGAAAAUACGCGAGCAUGCGAAGCCUUCCGCGUCAUCUCUGUUUCCUCCUGCGCGACAGCGCCAGCCUUUCGCACAGAGUCCGGGGUAUGAUGCUCCCACGGGCAUCGAGAAGGUCCUCGCUGGCGCGGUCGAGGUCGGCAUCACGGGCACCAAGGCAGAGGAUGUGGCCCGGCUUCUGGCUCCCGAUGCUAUGGAGCCCGCGUUGCAUAUUAUGGCUGACGUUCGAGCCUACUUUCAAAUUGCCUACAAACGCUUUGCGGACAACAUCCCCCUCGCCAUCGACCAGGAGCUCGUGCGCGGUAUCGAACGCCGCCUUCCAUACGUAAUGCUCACAGGGCUACAUAUCCACGGUCCGAAUGGAGAGAGAAUAUGCAAGGAGCUCGCGGAGGAGAGUCCGCAGGUUGCGAUGAAGAGGGAGGAAUUGCGCCAGCGCAUCGAGCGGAUGACGGCUGCGAGCGAAGAGUUGAUGGAUUUCGGCCGUUGAUCUCUCUCUGCUCUUUCCACUGUAUCUGUAUUUGUAUCUCACGUAGAUACUAUCUCCUCUUUUGCUCCCCAAGCAGUAUAUCCUGUAGCGCGCAAUUGUCACGAUGACUCACGCAAAAUGCCAUGUG
This is a messenger RNA of Schizophyllum commune H4-8, 2641 nucleotides long. RefSeq lists its product as uncharacterized. Lineage: Eukaryota; Fungi; Basidiomycota; Agaricomycetes; Agaricales; Schizophyllaceae. Gene Ontology annotation, molecular function: microtubule binding; GTP binding; GTPase activity. Bases 133 to 2514 code for a protein of 793 amino acids. The record is from RefSeq and is a predicted model, not a curated record. The transcript has 11 exons. Gene Ontology annotation, cellular component: cytoplasm; microtubule; membrane.